Molecule: messenger RNA, 585 nt
Organism: Dissoconium aciculare CBS 342.82
Lineage: Eukaryota; Fungi; Ascomycota; Dothideomycetes; Mycosphaerellales; Dissoconiaceae
Product: Fcf1-domain-containing protein
Exons: 2
Coding region: 1-585 (194 amino acids)
Cellular component (GO): small-subunit processome; nucleolus
Source: RefSeq, a predicted model, not a curated record
AUGGGUGUGCAAAAGAAGACACGCAAGUUUGCAACAGUCAAGCGUGUGAUCGGACAACGCGACGCGCGGCUGAAGAAGAACAUUCUCACGAAUGAAGGCGAACCCAAGAAGAAGGAAGAGGAUCAACUCGUGCGAAAUGUUCCACGAGCGCCGAGCAAUAUGUUCUUCCAGCACAACACUGCGCUCCAGGCACCUUACAGCGUUCUGGUCGAUACCAAUUUCCUAUCGCACACCGUUCACCAUAAACUACCUCUUCUCCCGACACUGAUGGACACUCUAUACGCCACCUGUACACCAAUCAUCACGUCUUGUGUCAUGGCUGAAUUGGAGAAAUUGGGUGCCAAAUACCGAAUUGCGCUGCAAAUCGCAAGAGAUGAGCGUUGGGAGCGACUGCAGUGCGACCACAAAGGCACGUAUGCUGAUGAUUGCAUUGUGGAUCGUGUUAUGAAGCACCGUGUAUAUUUGGUGGCGACGAACGACAGAGAUCUGAAGAGGAGACUGCGGAAGGUUCCAGGUGUGCCAAUCAUCAGUGUUGCAAGAGGCAAAUAUGUCAUUGAACGAUUACCGGACGCCCCGGAGAAGUAA